Medicago truncatula (barrel medic) is the source of this 645-nucleotide messenger RNA. RefSeq lists its product as uncharacterized. Bases 1 to 378 code for a protein of 125 amino acids. The transcript is spliced from 4 exons. Lineage: Eukaryota; Viridiplantae; Streptophyta; Magnoliopsida; Fabales; Fabaceae. The record is from RefSeq and is a predicted model, not a curated record.
AUGAAUUGUGUGAUAAUUCUUUCUCUCUUUCUCUCAGGUUAUGGUUCUUUUGGUUUGAAAGUCUGCAAGGUACAUCAAGAGACUGUGACAAAACCUAUUCUGGCCGACACCCUCCAAGCCUCGCGCGUAAUCAGUGAGCCUGGUGUAUGGGCUUUAGUUGGACACGGUGACGAACGGAGAAACGAUGGUGACACCUUUAAGAUCAAGUUUGGGUCUGGAAGGUUUUUGCUUCACCAAGAAAUGGCAGGAUCGAAAGGGAGGAAGUUUUGCUUAAGUGGAAUGAACUCGCUGAGGAUUGUGCUACCAAUGUCAAGUCUCAGCUGCAUUAGUUUUUGGUGGGGUUGCAUGAGUGGCAAUGUCUCCUGUGAUCCAACAUGAGAUUCAAGUGUGCAGUCCAACAUUUUUAACUUAUCUCCAAAUAUCCACCGGUGUAAACCUGGGAGCAAUUACGCCUCUUUAUAGCGAGCCUUGGUGUAUUAUUUCAUCUAUGUAGUUACAUUUUUUUGUUGACUUAAAAUUUGCAGUAACAAUUUUUAGGAGACAAAAAGUAGCCAUGAUUAUUGGCGAAGUUCAAAAUUAUUAGAAUGAUUAAUAAUGUAAUAGUUAUUUGAGAUUAUCUUCACACUCAUUGUGCAAUUGUUUAUA